AUGGCUUCUAGACCUCCUCUAUCGCCCCCGGUAAAUGAGACGGAGCACUCCGUCAGCCGGAUCACUCGUGAGGGGAAGAAGCUUACAUACAAGCUUACUGUGAUGCAACAACCCGAGCGGGCAAGAGCAUGCGGUGCAGGCGCCAAAUCUUCCGCCGACCGUCGUCCGGUUGAUCCUCCGCCUGUGGUUGAGUUGCGGAUUUUCGAAUCGGAUCCCAGCGACGACACGCUUUGUACGGACAUCACCUUCGCUUAUAACGCCAACUUCUUCCUCUACGCCACUUUAGACAACGCACGUCCAAUGGCACAGGGUAGACUUGCUCCAGCUCCAACAUUCCCCGUCCUCACAGGCGUGCCCGUGGCAGGAGUGGCAUAUCUUGAUCGCCCUUUUCCGGCGGGAUUCUUCAUCUUCCCGGAUUUAUCGGUGCGUCACGAAGGACUUUACCGGCUGAGCUUCCAUCUUUACGAGGAGACCAAGGAAAGCAAGGAUGCGGACGAGGGAGCGCCGAUCCCGUCACCAAUGCUGAAGACGAACCCAUUAAAGCCGAUGACACCAAAGUCGUUCCUCGAAUUUCGCCUCGAGGUUGUGUCAGUCCCAUUCACAGUCUUCAGCGCGAAGAAGUUCCCGGGUCUAACACAAAGCACACAUCUGAGUCGGAUCAUCGCGGAGCAGGGCUGCCGUGUCCGUAUUCGGCGCGAUGUCCGUAUGAGACGUCGCGGAGACAAGGGAUCUGAUGACUACGAUUAUGACGAGGAUAGGAUGAUGAGCAGCCGGCGUGAUCGCUAUUCUACCCCCGACACUUAUCCGACUCCAGCCGAGCGCCCACGGUCGACAAGCAUUGGCACCGUUGAUCAAGGCUAUGGGCCUGAGGCCUCGCGCCGUCCUUCUGCGGCCGAAUAUGGUUUCCAGAACCCGCGACUCUACCAGCAUCCUAUUGCUCAUGCUCCAGCUCCAACUACAGCAUCCACUCCCUCUCCCGUUACUCCAGCUGCAUUUGCAACGCAGAAUCCUACGUAUCAAUCGCACCUAUCAUUCGGGUCGACGCAAGCUCAGUAUUCCGCACCUCAGAUACCAAGAAAUCCGCCGUCCGGGUCAGUGCCAGCCACUGCCUACUCACCUCAUCCGACGCACUCGCAUUCUAGAAAUCCAUCGACCAGCACCGAGCAUGAGAAAGAUGCGCACCGGAUCUACUUACCACCUAUUCGGUUGGACCCAUUACAUCCAGCGCCGUCACCCACUGAAUCACGUUCUUCCGAUCCUCCCAUGUAUCCGGUAGUCGCUCAGCACACGACAGCUCACCCCUCACGCAGCGGCAACAUUCUUCCGCCGAUCAGUGCGAUCUCCGGCGAGAUCCCCAUCAAUAUGCCUCGGCCCCAGAACAACACUACUUCCAGUCCUGUUCAUGAAAUAGCCCAGAACAAAAGGCUAUUGUGGGACACCAACUCUGGACCGACAUUCUCCAAGCGAACGCACGAAGAAUCCUUCGGCCAUGCCGAGCGCCCACUGCACAACGGCAUGCGCCCUGAUCGAGAGCCCACUCCUCCAAUGGAGCGACGGCUUUCCGAUGCCCGACGGGAGGCAUCGUACAGCCUGUCCCGGGAUGAGUUGGCAUACAAGCGAGCCAACGGCAGGAUGGUCACUAAAAUCUCUCCGGCUAUGAUUCAUCAUGGACAGAGUUUAUAG
This is a messenger RNA of Aspergillus aculeatinus CBS 121060, 1683 nucleotides long. RefSeq names its product sexual development activator VeA (gene veA). The record is from RefSeq and is a predicted model, not a curated record. The transcript has 2 exons. Lineage: Eukaryota; Fungi; Ascomycota; Eurotiomycetes; Eurotiales; Aspergillaceae. Bases 1 to 1683 code for a protein of 560 amino acids.